UAUGAAUAAAAUUUCAAUGCUACGAAAACCUUUUGUAUAUUUUAUUUUGGGAGGUAAUAAUAAAAUAUAAUUUAAGGACCUGGAUCUGGAAAAGGUACUCAAUGUGAAUUGUUAAGUAAAAAUCUCAAUUUUAUUCAUCUAUCUGCAGGACAAUUAUUGAGAAAUGCUGUAAGUAUUGAACCUAUUUUUAUCAGAUUAGUAAUAGUUCACAACAUAAGACUACAAUUGAGAAUUGUAUUAAUAAUGGAAGAAUAGUUCCUGUAAUUCAUUUUAUUUGAUAUUGUUUAGAGUGAAGUUACAAUUAGUUUAUUGGAUAAAGCUAUUUUUGAAAACGAUAAAUCUGACACAUUUUUAAUAGAUGGAUUUCCUAGAAAUUAUGAAAAUAUGAUUAAUUGGAUUGAAUUAAUGGAUCACAAAAUAAAUUUUUAAAGUGUAAUACAUAUAAUUUGUUCAAAAGUAUAUUUUUCAAUUUUUAUAUUUUAGUAAACUAUGAUAGAAAGAAUAUAAGAGAGAUCAAAAACAAGUGGAAGAUCAGAUGAUAAUUUAUAAACUUUACAAAAAAGAUUCAUUACAUUUUAAAAUGAUACAUAAAAAAUUAUAGAUCAUUAUAGAGAUCUAAAUCAAUUAAUUGAAAUUAAUGGAGAUAAUUCUAUAGAAAUAGUCUAAGAAGAGAUUUUAAAAAGAUUUAAAUAAAUUCCAAUUGAAGAAUUUAAGUGUUAAUAUUGA
Molecule: messenger RNA, 726 nt
Organism: Paramecium sonneborni
Lineage: Eukaryota; Ciliophora; Oligohymenophorea; Peniculida; Parameciidae
Source: the annotation of a GenBank genome assembly